AUGAGCCCAGAAGUUGCGACGCACCAGACGAUGGCUACGCAGCGCAAGCGACUUGCGCCUGGUACAACUACUGCCGCCUCGACGAUGGCCCAGGCUUGUCGUCAAGCCGUGGCCGAACUUGAGAAUUGGUCUCUUUGGGCCUACCGUGAUGCCACAGGCGAGGAAUGGGAUGCGCAGCCGGCGUGCAUCAUCACUGAUUACCUACUAGCUGCGCAGUGCUUUUCUUUUGCGGUCUACACUGGACUUUUUACUGCUACAGACAAAGGUGAUUUGGCUUGGUACGUUAUGUACUUUAUGGCGCUUGGUAUUUCCGCCGCACUCGGUGGACUACUGCACCAUGUUGCCUUUGAGGCUAUGCGUGACAUUGCUCACAAGCAAGAAAAGCAUUUAGUGCAGACUGCGCGCGUCUUUGGUGUCAAGUUAAGCCGGGCAAAUGUGGAUAAGAUGAUUGAAAUAUUGUGGCGCUUUGUACUGGCAUGCUCCGUCAUCACCAACUUUGCUCUGCUGUCGCUAGCCGCUAGUCGUCAUCUACCCGAACCAUGGGCAUACUUGAUUAUCGGGAUGGCUGCUGUAAUGUACAUGGUGCUGGCUGUUUGGGCCAGUGUAAGCAUGCACGCGGUGUUUCUCUUUGUUGGAUUUAUUCCUGUGAUGCUUUUCGGUCCCAUUGCCUGCUUCAUGACGUGGAAUUGGGAGUGGAGCCAUUCGAGCUACGAGCUUCUUGUAUACGGUGUCAAAUUUGUUGGUGGUCUCAUCCAGAGCCUCGUCUGGGCUCCUAGCAAGGACAAAUUUAACCAUAAUGCGCUAUCGCACGUGUUUUUAAGCAUGGCGGCGACGCUCAUGCUCGUCCAUUACAAAUUUUGA
Plasmopara halstedii is the source of this 861-nucleotide messenger RNA. RefSeq lists its product as hypothetical. Lineage: Eukaryota; Oomycota; Peronosporomycetes; Peronosporales; Peronosporaceae. The transcript has a single exon. Bases 1 to 861 code for a protein of 286 amino acids. The record is from RefSeq and is a predicted model, not a curated record.